Dipodomys spectabilis (banner-tailed kangaroo rat) is the source of this 2275-nucleotide messenger RNA. RefSeq names its product zinc finger protein 410 (gene Znf410). Gene Ontology annotation, molecular function: RNA polymerase II cis-regulatory region sequence-specific DNA binding; DNA-binding transcription factor activity, RNA polymerase II-specific. Gene Ontology annotation, cellular component: nucleus; transcription regulator complex; PcG protein complex. The transcript has 12 exons. Bases 259 to 1695 code for a protein of 478 amino acids. The record is from RefSeq and is a predicted model, not a curated record. NCBI's taxonomy places the organism in Eukaryota, Metazoa, Chordata, Mammalia, Rodentia, Heteromyidae. Gene Ontology annotation, biological process: regulation of transcription by RNA polymerase II; central nervous system development.
GGUCGGCCAAACUUCCUGUCCCGCGCUCGAGCUGCUUCCGGCGGGAGCCGGAAGACGCCGUAUGUGGACGGAAUUCGGCACCCGCUGACGGACAGACGGCUGCCCGGGACGGGAAGGUUUAAGUUGAUAACCAGCCCAGUUCAGCAUCUUAAAGGAAGAGCAUAUAGUUUUUCCUAGAGGACUAUGAACAUAACAGGAACUCUGACUUAAAUUUGAAUCUGUUCCCUGAACAGCAACAGGAUUUUGGAAGCUGAAUCAAUGUUAUCAGAUGAGUUAGAAUCCAAACCAGAGCUCCUGGUUCAGUUUGUUCAGAAUACCUCCAUCCCAUUGGGACAGGGGCUAGUAGAAGCAGAAGCUAAGGACAUUACUUGUUUAUCCCUCCUUCCGGUGACUGAACCCUCAGAAUGCAGCCGGCUAAUGUUACCAGAUGAUACUACAAGUCAUACUAACUCCUCCAAGGAGGUAACUUCCUCGGCUGUAUUGAGAAGUCUUCAGGUGAAUGUGGGGCCAGACGGAGAGGAGACAAGGGCUCACACUGUACAAAAGUCCCCGGAGUUUUUGUCCACUCCAGACUCUCCUAGCUUAUUGCAAGAUCUACAACCAAGUGAUAGCACUUCUUUUAUUCUUCUUAACCUAACAAGAGCAGGUCUGGGCUCUUCAGCUGAGCACUUAGUAUUUGUACAGGAUGAGGCAGAAGACUCAGGGAAUGAUUUCCUCUCCAAUGAGAGCACGGACAGUAGCAUUCCAUGGUUUCUCCGGGUUCAGGAGUUGGCCCAUGACAGUUUGAUUGCUGCUACUCGUGCACAACUGGCAAAGAAUGCAAAAACCAGCAGCAAUGGAGAAAAUGUCCACCUUGGUUCUGGAGAUGGGCAACCCAAAGACUCUGGGCCCCUUCCUCAAGUGGAAAAGAAGCUCAAGUGUACAGUUGAAGGCUGUGGCCGGACAUUUGUUUGGCCAGCUCACUUUAAGUACCACCUCAAAACUCAUCGAAAUGACCGCUCCUUCAUCUGCCCUGCAGAAGGUUGUGGAAAAAGCUUCUAUGUGCUACAGAGACUAAAAGUACACAUGAGGACACACAAUGGGGAAAAGCCCUUUAUGUGCCCUGAAUCUGGCUGUGGUAAGCAGUUCACUACAGCUGGAAAUCUGAAGAACCACCGGCGCAUACACACAGGAGAAAAACCUUUCCUUUGUGAAGCCCAAGGAUGUGGCCGUUCCUUUGCUGAGUAUUCAAGCCUCCGAAAACAUCUGGUAGUUCACUCAGGUGAGAAGCCUCAUCAAUGCCAAGUCUGUGGAAAGACCUUCUCUCAGAGUGGGAGUAGAAAUGUGCACAUGAGAAAGCAUCACUUGCAACUAGGAGCAUCAGGAAGUCAAGAGCAGGAGCAGACUGCUGAGCCACUCAUGGGCAGUAGUUUGCUUGAAGAGGCUUCAGUACCCAGUAAAAACCUGGUGUCUAUGAAUUCUCAGUCGAGCCUUGGUGGAGAGUCCUUGAACCUACCAAAUACCAAUUCUAUCCUGGGAGUUGAUGAUGAGGUGCUUACUGAAGGAUCCCCACGUCCCUUGUCUUCAGUGCCUGAUGUAACACAUCACUUGGUGACCAUGCAGUCAGGAAGGCAGUCAUAUGAAGUUUCUGUCUUAACUGCAGUAAAUCCACAGGAGUUACUAAAUCAAGGAGAUUUAACGGAAAGACGGACAUGAGCAGAGCAUGGGCACUGACUCUUGGUGGAGCAACUCUGUCUAAUCACAGAAUCUGUAGUGGGAAAAGGAUUCAGAGGCUCACUACCUGCCAGAACUAAAAUGAAACUAUAAAGGACAAGGCCCCACUUUGCCUGUGUUCAUUUUAGCUGGCAGAGAAGAUGGAUACACGAGCUCUUCAGCCACCAUCUGAUCCAUACAAGGAGCAAAGCAGUGACUUAGGCAAUUGAACUUGCCUCUCUUCUCACUGCAAAAUUUGGGAUAGCCAUCUCCCAAAAGAAAUUAAUUAUGUGUUGGUUAAAGUUUUUCUUUAUGACUAUUGAGGGGAGGUUUUGCUUUGAAGACUUUUCAUCUCAGACUCAGUCUUUUCACAUGGAUAAAAUGUCCAGCCACCAACCUGGAACUUGAGUUUUCAAGAUGCCUUGUUGCUUUGAAGAAGGGAGUGAUGUCAAUUCUGUUGUAGCAUUCUCCCUUUUGCAACCUGAGUAAAAGGACUCUCAGCCACAGGGCUGAACAAAAUAAAUUACUUGAAUCUCCCCUUGGCCCAGGCUGAGGUACUAUCUUGUCUAUAUAUGUAUCUCUA